Melospiza melodia melodia is the source of this 1014-nucleotide messenger RNA. RefSeq names its product elongation factor Ts, mitochondrial-like. Gene Ontology annotation, cellular component: mitochondrial matrix. The record is from RefSeq and is a predicted model, not a curated record. Gene Ontology annotation, biological process: mitochondrial translational elongation. NCBI's taxonomy places the organism in Eukaryota, Metazoa, Chordata, Aves, Passeriformes, Passerellidae. Gene Ontology annotation, molecular function: protein binding; translation elongation factor activity.
AUGCAGCGCGCGGCGCUGGGCGCGCUCGGGGCGGCGGCGCGGGUGAGACCGGGACGCUGGAGCGCGGCCCCGCCGGCGCUGCGGGAGCUGCGGGAGCUGCGGGCGCGCACCGGGCAGCCCGUGCUGCGCUGCCGGGAGGCGCUGGAGCGGGCGGGGGGCGACCUGCGGCAGGCCGAGGCCUGGCUGGAGGCCGAGUCGCGCCGCCGGGGCUGGGCCAGGGCCGCUGCCCCCGGGGCUGCCCGGGCCCGGCAGGGGCGUGGGGUCCUGAGCGAGGGCUCGGCCGCCGUCAUGGUGGAGGUGAACUGUGAGACGGAUUUCGUGGCGCGGACCCCCGACUUCCAGCAGCUGGUGGAGAUGGCGGCCAGGGGGGUCCUGGGGCACUGCCAGGGGGCCUCGGGCACCAAGCUCCUGCUGCCAGAGGAGGAGCUGGCCCAGGUGCGGGCAGAGAACGGGGGGGACCUGCUGAGCGAGCACCUGGCACUGGCCAUGGGCCGCCUGGGCGAGCGCCUGGCACUGCGCCGGGCCGGCUGGCUCCGUGCCCCCCCCGGCGGCUUCGUUGCCACCUACGCGCACGGCUGGGUGCCCGCCGGGCCCGCCGUGGCCAUGGGCACCUACGGGGCGCUGGUGGCGUGCGGGGGGCCGGGCGCGGGGCCCCCCCCGGCCGAGCUGCGGGAGUUGGGGCGCAGGGUGGCGCAGCACGUGGUGGGCAUGGCGCCCACCGCCCUGGGCACCCCCGAGGACGAGCUGGGCGGGGAGAGCGAGACGCGGCUGCUGGCACAGGGGGCACUGAUGGAGCCGGGCGUGCCCCUGGGGCGGUACCUGCGCGACCGGGGCGGCCUCCGCGUGUGCGACUUCCUGCGCUUCCAGUGCGGCGAGGAGCCCCCCCGGGAGCCCCCCCGGGCUGAGGGGGGCGGCUGAACCCCCUGACCCCCCCCUUGUGCCCCCCAUGCCAGGCUGGGGCAGCGAGAGCCCCCCCCCAGUGUGGGGUGAGGCUGAAUAAAGGUGCGGAAUCCA